Diceros bicornis minor is the source of this 438-nucleotide messenger RNA. Its product is annotated as CDGSH iron-sulfur domain-containing protein 1-like. The transcript has 2 exons. Gene Ontology annotation, biological process: regulation of autophagy. Gene Ontology annotation, cellular component: mitochondrial outer membrane; intracellular membrane-bounded organelle. Lineage: Eukaryota; Metazoa; Chordata; Mammalia; Perissodactyla; Rhinocerotidae. The record is from RefSeq and is a predicted model, not a curated record. Bases 1 to 438 code for a protein of 145 amino acids. Gene Ontology annotation, molecular function: 2 iron, 2 sulfur cluster binding.
AUGACUCCCUUGGCAGUGCUCCCUACUGGCCAAACCUUACAGUCAGAGGACAAGGGAUUGUUUUAUCAUUAUUUCAAUAUACAAUGGAGUCUGACCUCCAGCGUACAAGUUGAAUGGAUCGCAGCGGCUAGGACAGCUGCCACUUGUUAUCUAACUUACAAAAGGUUUUGUGUUCAAGAUCAUUGCAGCAAAUCUAUGGUAAACCUUUAUAUCCAGGACAGCCCCAAGACAGUACGUGCUUUUGUCCUGGAGCAUUUGGGAGAUAAAGCUGUGCACUGCCAUGGUUGGAGGUCCAAGAAGUGCUCAUUCUGUGAUGGAUCUCACACAACAUACAAUGAAGAGACUGGAGACAACAUGGGACUUCUGCUCCCUAAGAAAAAAAGAGACUUAAAUGGACAGUUCUGGUGCUGCAAACCAACUUGUCAUGGUGUUACCUGA